AUGCCCACUCCUGAAGCUCACCGCCGCAAGUCGCAAAACGAGGCUCGGGAGUGCAAACCACGUCCGUCGAGGAAGCAGACGACACUGAAGAAGUGUACGAGGGCUGCCGAGACGGCCGCGUCGCCGUAUGCACAGGAGCAGGGGACGGUCGACAAGAUAGUAACAGUGUUGGUGUUGGUGGAAGGGGUCCACCUGCCCCCUCCACACCUCUCCCUCUCCACCGACCUCCUCACCCAGGACCCCCUGGCGGCCUUCCACCACCGUCUCCGCCCCAACCCCAACCUUCCCGCCCACCCAGCUCACGCCCUCACUAUCCACUCCACCAACUCCAAUUCCAUCAUUCCCGCCCCCAGCAACCCCAGUCCCCCUCACUUCACCCAAGCAAAUCCUAAGAUAACAUCCUUUACUCCCCUUAGUAAGCCUUUCCCACCCAACAAGCCCUUCCUCCCGCCCAACGCCCACAACAAGCAGUUCCUUCACCCCAACAAGCCUUUCCCUCCUUUCAGUCCUCACGGCAAACCCAAAACCUCACCGUUUCCUCUUCAAGGCCGGCCAGGUCUACACUUUUCCCCAAAUUCAAAGCCAUCUCCUCACUUCAAUGGCCCUGCCGCUAACUUCAACGGUCCUGCCAUCCGUUUCAACGGUCCUGCCGGCCACUUCAACGGCCCUGCCGCCCAUUUCAACGGUCCUGCCGCCCAUUUCAACGGCCCUCCCGCCCAUUUCAACGGCCCUGCCGCCCAUUUCAACGGCCCUGCCGCCCAUUUCAACGGCCCUCCCGCCCAUUUCAACGGCCCUGCCGCCAACUUCAAAAAUCCGGCCGCCAACUUCAAGAACCCGGCCGCUAACUUCAAGAACCCUGCCGCCAACUUCAAAAAUCCGGGCGCCAACUUUAACAACCCUGCCGCCAACUUCAAGAACCCGGGCGCCCAGUUAAACCACCUUGCCGCCCACGCAGCAGCUUCCAGAAUACCAUCACAGGCGCCACUCUCUGACCUACACGAGCUGGGACAGUUCCGGGACCCACAUCUAGCGGCGUCCGCGUUCUUCCCUAAGCAAGGGAUCAACCUGGUGGACAAGGUGGACGUAGAACCAGAGGAACCAACCGGCACCAACUUCUUCCCAAGUGACGGCUACGACCUCGACUCCUACUUCAACGACUUCCCCGUCUUUGGGUACUUCGACUUCGAACCCAGCCCCGAUGGAGAAAAACUGCCUUUGGCGCCAUGA
Messenger RNA from Procambarus clarkii (red swamp crayfish), 1227 nucleotides. The record is from RefSeq and is a predicted model, not a curated record. NCBI's taxonomy places the organism in Eukaryota, Metazoa, Arthropoda, Malacostraca, Decapoda, Cambaridae.